This is a messenger RNA of Sinocyclocheilus grahami, 2039 nucleotides long. Its product is annotated as E3 ubiquitin-protein ligase RNF144B-like. NCBI's taxonomy places the organism in Eukaryota, Metazoa, Chordata, Actinopteri, Cypriniformes, Cyprinidae. Gene Ontology annotation, molecular function: ubiquitin-protein transferase activity; zinc ion binding. The coding region runs from base 708 to 1580 and encodes 290 amino acids. The record is from RefSeq and is a predicted model, not a curated record. The transcript is spliced from 8 exons. Gene Ontology annotation, biological process: protein ubiquitination.
UUAUUUAUACAAACACACGCACACACACACACGCAUGUACUUAAACGGAUUCAGCACAUUUUCUAAUACCAUUUCUUCCUAAAUCUUUAUUCUUGUUCGGUCACAAGGGGUGAAACUCCAAAAGCAGUGCAAGCUCUCUGUCAAAAGUACAAUGACGUGGCAGGAAAAAACUCGCAAGUGUCAGUGGACGUCACACGUGUCUCACCGAUCAAUACUGACUGGACAGACAGCGGACAUUUAGGGCAGUGAUGUUAUGCACAUUGAUCGUGACAGAGGAGACAAAUGUAAAUAGCACAGAUGUGUCAUGGAUAAAAAUGUCACCGUUCUCUCCACCUCACGCUUUUAUGACGUUCUCUAUUUUUCUGACCUGUCGAGGCAGGCAGGGCCCUCUUAAUCUAGCUUUAUCCUGGAUUAUGUUAUUAUGACUUCUUCCCGUUUGGGAUUCGGUCGCCAUGCGGGACGUGAAUGUUGACUGGAAGAAUUCAUAAAGCUGUGAGUUCAUUCUGGGUGGAAGAUCUCUUGUUCCUCCGGACCGACUCGUUUGGUGUUCCAUUAAGAGAGCAGGCCGAGCAGGUUUUGAGCUGGUGUACACAACACAAAUGAGAUUAGACAGUCGGCUAAUAACAAAGCUUCCGUCUAACAAAGCAUGGAGGACGGCACUCCACUAUUUCUGAAGUUGAAGGGCUAAACAACAAGAGGAGGCAGGCAUGGAGGCAGAAAAAGCCAUGAUCCUCUGCAAACUCUGCCUGACCGACUGUCCUGAGCUGGAGUCCAGCACACUGCAGUCCUGUAACUGUGUGUUCUGUGUGCAGUGUUUAAGGCAAUAUGUCCAGCUGGCUAUUCGGGGCGGCGCAGGCAGUGCCAUCACCUGCCCUGAUCCGGCCUGCAAGAACACCGGAACUCUGCUGGACUCUGAGCUCGCCUUGUUUGCCCCCAGCGAUCAGGUUGAGCUCUAUCAGCGGCUCCGAUUUGAAAGAGGAGUUCAGUUAGACCCCAGUAAGGCUUGGUGUCCCAUGCUGGACUGUCAAGCCGUGUGCAGUGUGACGCCCGGAACCGAAGGCAAACCGCUUCCUGUGCCCUGCCCCGCGUGCCAUGCCGCCUUCUGCUGCGGCUGCAGAAGCCCCUGGAUAGAUGGUCACUCCUGCUCCCAGCACCAGCCGCUGAUGGCACUAUCAGCAGACAGUGCACUGAGCAGCGCUGAUACUGAUGCAGCCAUUAAACAGUGUCCAAUGUGUGGCGUCUAUAUAGAGCGCAAUCAGGGCUGCGCGCAGAUGCUCUGCAAGAGCUGCAAACACACGUUCUGCUGGUACUGCCUACAGAAUCUGGAUGGCGAUAUAUUUCUGAGACAUUAUGAUAAAGGACCAUGCCGAAACAAGCUGGGGCACUCCAGAGCUUCCGUCAUUUGGAACAGGAUACAGGUGGUCGGUAUACUGUUGGGCGUCAGCAUCAUCGUGCUAGUGACGUCACCACUGCUGCUGCUGGCCUCUCCCUGCAUCCUGUGCUGCGUGUGCAAACCCUGCCAGGCCAAGAAGACCAAGAAAAAGAAGAAAGACAAGAAGCCAUCAGAUUCCACCGCAUAGGAGAACUCCUAAUAAUCAACAUGUGUAGCAUCCUCCACGUGCCACUCCUCAGUCUCGCUAGCCAGGCGCACAAGUGCCUCACUCUCAGUGCCUGGUAAAUUCAGUGGAUUCAUUUUGCCUUCAGGUGCAUUAUGGGAAAAAGAAGCUUGUUGUUUAUUGAAUAAACAGCAUCUGUAAAGGAAUGGCCCUUACUCCACUAAGCCAAAACAUUUGUUUAUGUGAGCUAUAGAGGUUAUAUUAAAAAAAAAUGAUUAACUGUAGCAAUGAGUUAAACUCUUUUAAUUUCCAUGUAGCCUUCCAGACCAAAGGCCCUGCUGUUUUUUUCUUGUGUACUGUAAUAUGUAAAUACUGUAUUUAUGAGUCUGGGAACUGUCCUGUGUUCUUUUUACAUUUGUUGAUUUUUCGGCAUCAGAUAUUUUAUAACUUCAUUACAAUAAACUAAACACCUGAGCAGUGAAA